Columba livia (rock pigeon) is the source of this 3091-nucleotide messenger RNA. RefSeq names its product helicase, lymphoid specific (gene HELLS). Lineage: Eukaryota; Metazoa; Chordata; Aves; Columbiformes; Columbidae. The coding region runs from base 127 to 2655 and encodes 842 amino acids. Gene Ontology annotation, molecular function: chromatin binding; ATP binding; ATP-dependent chromatin remodeler activity. The record is from RefSeq and is a predicted model, not a curated record. Gene Ontology annotation, biological process: pericentric heterochromatin formation; lymphocyte proliferation; negative regulation of gene expression via chromosomal CpG island methylation. Gene Ontology annotation, cellular component: pericentric heterochromatin; nucleus. The transcript is spliced from 22 exons.
GGCUCGGGCAGCGCGCGGUUUUUGGUCUCGCGAGGCGGGCGGCGCGCGCGGGGAAGCGGCGGAGCGCGGGAGUUCUGUGGGGCGCGCGUCCCACCGCCUCGCGCCCAACGGCCGCGCCGCGCGGCCAUGCCGGCCCAGAACACGGCGAGCAGCGGCGGACCGCUGGGAGCCGAGAUGGGGGAGCAGGCGGAGGCGGCGGUGGCGGUGAUCACGCCGGCCAUGCUGAAGGAGGAGCAGCAGCUGGAGGCGGCGGGGCUGGAGAAGGAGCGGCAGAUGCUGGAGAAGGCUCGCACUUCUUGGGACAGGGAGUCAACUGAAAUGCGCUAUAAGAGGCUUCAACAUUUGCUUGAAAAGAGCAACAUCUAUUCCAAAUUCUUGCUAACCAAAAUGGAACAGCAGCAACUGGAGGAACAGAGGAAGAAAGAGAAAUUGGAAAAAAAGAGAGAGAUUAUGUUAAAGUCUGCCAAGGGUCAAAAUCCAGGUGAUGGCAAAGAAGAGAAAUCAGGUGCAAAAAAGAAGAGAGGAAGAGAAGAUGGGACAUACAACAUCUCAGAAAUUAUGUCCAAAGAGGAAAUAUUAUCAGUGGCGAAAAAAUGUAAAGUGGAAAAUCAGGAUGAAAGCUCUUCUGACAACCUGUGUCCAGAAGACCUGCAGAAGAAUGGAGACUCAAACAGCGUCAUUAAAGACAGAUUGUGUCAAGCUGUACGACACAGUGCCAAGCAAUUCCUUGAUCCAGUACGGAAAUUUAAUGGACAACCGGUGCCUUUUCAGCAGCCAAAGAUUUUUACUGGAGGUGUAAUGCGAUGGUACCAAGUGGAAGGCAUGGAGUGGCUCAGGAUGCUUUGGGAAAAUGGUAUCAAUGGCAUUUUAGCUGAUGAAAUGGGGUUGGGGAAGACGAUCCAAUGUAUUGCAACAAUAGCACUGAUGGUGGAGAGAGGAGUCCCUGGUCCGUUCUUAGUAUGUGGUCCUUUGUCUACUCUUCCAAAUUGGAUGUCUGAAUUCAAGAGAUUUACUCCAGAGAUUCCCCUACUGCUGUAUCAUGGAGCUCAGCAGGAACGUCGUAAACUGGUUCGUAAAAUUCACAGCCGACAAGGAUCACUGCAAAUCCAUCCUGUGGUCAUUACUUCCUUUGAAAUAGCAAUGCGAGACAGAAAUGCCCUGCAGAACUGCUUCUGGAAAUACCUGGUAGUAGAUGAAGGUCACAGGAUUAAAAAUAUGAACUGCCGCCUUAUCAGAGAAUUGAAACGAUUUAAUGCCGAAAAUAAACUCCUGUUGACUGGUACUCCCCUGCAAAACAACUUGGCAGAGCUUUGGUCGUUGCUUAACUUCCUGUUGCCAGAUGUGUUUGAUGAUUUGAAAAGCUUUGAAUCCUGGUUUGAUAUUACCAGCAUUACAGAAACUGCUGAAGAUAUUAUUGCUAAAGAAAGGGAGCAAAACAUCUUGCAUAUGCUACAUCAGAUUCUGACACCUUUCUUACUGAGAAGACUGAAAUCCGACGUUGCUCUUGAAGUUCCGCCUAAACGAGAAGUUGUGGUAUAUGCACCACUGGCAAAGAAGCAAGAAACUUUCUAUACUGCCAUUGUAAAUCGCACCAUUAGGAAACUGUUUGGAAAUAAUGAGGAAGAAGUAGUUGAGUUGAGUCCUUCAGGCCGACCAAAACGCCGUAGUCAAAAACUGGUUAAUUAUUGUGAAGAAAAUACUGGUUCGCCUGAUGACUUGGAAAAACUGAUCAGCAAAAUGCAAGAGGAAACAGAAAAAGAGAGGCCCGUGGUUGAAGUGAGCAUGCCCAUGGAUUCAGAGGUGAACCUGAAACUGCAGAAUAUUAUGAUGUUACUGAGGAAAUGUUGUAAUCACCCCUAUCUUAUUGAAUACCCAUUGGACCCUGCUACACAACAAUUCAAGGUUGAUGAAGAUCUAGUAAAGAACUCAGGCAAGUUUCUACUCUUGGACCGAAUGCUUCCAGAACUGAAGAAGAGAGGACAUAAGGUCGUCUUGUUCUCACAAAUGACUAUGAUGCUUGACAUUUUGAUGGAUUACUGCUAUUUGAGAAACUUCAAAUUUAGUCGAUUGGAUGGCUCUAUGUCCUACUCAGAGAGAGAAGAAAAUAUGCAUCAAUUUAAUACUGACCCUGAAGUCUUCUUGUUCUUAGUGAGUACAAGAGCUGGAGGCUUGGGCAUUAACUUGACUGCGGCAGACACAGUUAUCAUAUAUGAUAGUGACUGGAACCCCCAGUCGGACUUGCAGGCCCAAGACAGAUGUCACAGAAUUGGCCAGACAAAGCCAGUGGUUGUUUAUCGUCUUGUGACUGCAAAUACGAUUGACCAGAAGAUUGUGGAGAGAGCUGCUGCCAAGAGAAAGCUGGAGAAGCUGAUUAUCCACAAAAAUCAGUUUAAAGGUGGCAAAUCUGGUUUAGCACAGUCAAAGAGCUGCCUGGACCCUCAGGAAUUAAUAGAAUUACUGAAAUCCAGAGACUAUGAGAGGGAGGUUAAAGGAUCUAAAGAAAAAGUAAUCAGUGAUAAAGAUCUAGAGUUACUGUUGGAUAGAAGUGAUCUUAUUGAUCAAAUGAAGACCUCAGAAAAGAUGAAAAAGGAAAAAAUGGGUGUCUUCAAGAUCUUAGAAGAAUCAUCAGAUUCCAAUGCAGAAUGCGUGUUUUAAUGUGCAAAUGUGGCCUGUAGUCUUACAGGGCAAACAUAACUGACAUCAGAUCUUCCAGAGAUGUCACUUAAACAUACCGAUCUUUUCUUUAAGGCCUUGUUCAAAUCCCUUGUGUUUUUCCAGUGAAUUUUAACAUGUUCUACAGUGUAAUGCAGGUGAUAGUAUCAUGUUGUAGCUUUGGUAGGCUCAUAAAAAAUCCAGAAAACGCGCAUGUUUCACAUUUGCAGCUAGCUCUUGUGAUCGAUCAAUGGUAAAAACUGGCAGAUUGGUGUAAAAAUCUUCCUGUGGAAGUACUAAAACACUUUUUUAUAUGGUGUCAGUUGUAGGUUUAUUUGGAAGGGAGUCAACAUGUGCCUUUUAUACAGCCAAUUGUGUAGCUUCUGGUUUUAAUUUCUGCAAGUUAUUUUGAUUAAAUAAAUGUCUGGUUUGUCCUAAA